Messenger RNA from Sorex fumeus (smoky shrew), 708 nucleotides. RefSeq names its product C-type lectin domain family 4 member A-like. The record is from RefSeq and is a predicted model, not a curated record. The coding region runs from base 1 to 708 and encodes 235 amino acids. NCBI's taxonomy places the organism in Eukaryota, Metazoa, Chordata, Mammalia, Eulipotyphla, Soricidae. The transcript has 6 exons.
AUGAUGACAGAGAGCAAAUUUGGUGAAAUGAGAUUCAAAGACGAACCCAAGUCCUUGAGCGCCCUAUCACAGGCUCCUGCAGCUCCCAGAGAGAAGACUAGGUUUCCAAAACUUAACACUGGUUGCCCCAAACUACUUCUUGCUGCAUUGCUGAUUCUUCUGCUGCUGAAAAUCUCAUUAGCAAUUACCUUUACCACUUUCUUUCUAAACUGUUUUAAACUUGUUCAAGAAGAAACGUUUACCCAAGAAGUGACUCAGACUUUGUUGGAAUGUAGGAAAGAAAACUUGGUCAUGGAAGGCAAAUCCUGGAGCUGCUGCCCGAAGAAUUGGAAGUCAUUUGGUUCAAAUUGCUACUUUUUUUCUUCUGAGAAAAAAAAUUGGACUGACAGCGAGAAGCACUGUGCAGGGAUGCAGGCGCAUCUGCUGGUGGUUGACAGCAAGGAGGAGCAGGACUUUAUUAAGAAUAAUUCGAAAGAGAAUCAAACUUAUUAUUUGGGGCUGUCAGAUCUGAAGAAUGGUCACUGGGAAUGGGUUAAUGAGACACCAUACAAUCCAAGUGUCACGUUCUGGCACCCAGGAGAACCCAAUAAGGACUAUGAACAUUGUGUUGUAUUAACUUUUCGUUCUGAAUGGGGUUGGGGUUGGUUUGAUAUCCCUUGUAAUUUGCAUCAAGAAUCAAUUUGUGAGAUGUUGAAGAUCUACAUAUGA